This is a messenger RNA of Brachypodium distachyon (stiff brome), 1619 nucleotides long. RefSeq names its product zinc-finger homeodomain protein 9. The record is from RefSeq and is a predicted model, not a curated record. Gene Ontology annotation, biological process: regulation of developmental process; regulation of DNA-templated transcription. Gene Ontology annotation, molecular function: DNA-binding transcription factor activity; transcription cis-regulatory region binding. Bases 132 to 1190 code for a protein of 352 amino acids. Gene Ontology annotation, cellular component: nucleus. Lineage: Eukaryota; Viridiplantae; Streptophyta; Magnoliopsida; Poales; Poaceae. The transcript has a single exon.
UUCCCAUCCUUAGCUGUUGUUUUCAGAGCGUCCAUUUGACCUGAGACCCCCUUCCCCCGUCCGUCUCCCAGCUAAAGCCAGGGGCUUAGGCAAUAGUGGUAACCUUUGUCAAGGCCAGUGACACUCGGGCCAUGGACGUCAAGUACAAGCCGGUGGCGUUCCCCAACGGGUCCGCGAAGAAGCCAGUGAAGCCGGCGGCGGCGGCGGUGGCCAUGGCGCCCCCGCCGCCAUCGUCUCAGGUGGUGACGUACCAGGACUGCCUGAGGAACCACGCGGCCAAUCUGGGCGCGCACGCCGUCGACGGCUGCAGGGAGUUCCUGCCGACUCCGGAGAACAACCCGGCCGACCCCUGGUCGCUCAAGUGCGCGGCGUGCGGCUGCCACAGGAACUUCCACCGCAGGGUGCUCGUGGAGGAUUCCCCGCCGCCGCUGCCGCAGCAGCGCCGCGGGGAGGAGGAGACGCCCGUGGAGCGGCUCCCCGGGGUCGACUCUGACUCCGACUCCGACGGCUCCGGCUCCGGGUACGACGACGAGCGCUCCAUGUCCCCUCCCCCGCCGACCCAGCAGCAUCAGCCGCCCGUGGCGCACAACCCGGCGCCAGUGGCGCAGCAACCGCCGGCGCCGCCGGGGGCGUACUUCAGCCCGGCGCUAGCGCCCGCGCCGCACAUGCUGCUCUCCCUCAACUCCUCCAGCGCGCCGGGGGCCGCGCAGCAGAGGCUCCCGGUCUCGCCGGUGGCGGCGGCCCAGAUGGUCCCUGCAGGCCCAGUCCCGGCCCAGCACCUCGGGGCGAUGCCGAUGAUGCCGGCGCAGAGGAAGCGGUUCCGGACCAAGUUCACCCUGGAGCAGAAGAAGCGGAUGCAGGAGCUGUCGGAGCGGCUCGGGUGGCGCCUCCAGAAGCGGGACGAGGCCAUCGUCGACGACCGCUGCCGCGACAUCGGCGUCAGCAAGGGCGUCUUCAAGGUCUGGAUGCACAAUAACAAGCACAACUACCUCGGCGGCCACAGCGCCCGCCGCAGCGCGUCCGCCUCCUCUGCCGUCGCCACCACCACCACCGCCUCUGGAGCCGACGCUGCCGCCGCCCCGCCACCACCGUUCAAUCCCUCCGAAGCCCCCGCCGCCACCGGCUUCAACAUGAACGGCACCGGCGGCCACCCAGUGAACGGAGGAGCUUCUUCAUCGCAGUCGGCGUAAACUAGAGAGAGAGAGAAUAGGGCAGGCCGGGAGAGAAGAGAAGGAAAGAACAAACAAGGAGUACUCGUAGCUUCCAGUGAUCAUUCCAUUUCGUUUCUUUAUUUAGUAGUAUUUCGAUCGAUCCAUCCAUGUGAGAAAUUAACCCCAAGAAAACGAGGGGCCGCGUGCUGUCUAGAAAUCUAAGCUCCCCCUCCCUCCCCCCUGUAUGAUCUUGGGAUCCGACGAGGAAUGUAAUUUAGGAUUAAUUAGAUUAUCCCCAUCUCAAAAGUGGCACCUUUCUUGGUUUGUUAUUGUCGCUGCCUGUAAGUUGAGCAGACCUGCGGUAGCUGUAGGCGAGGGUUCUCUUCCUCCCAGUAGACUUUUAGGAUCUCAUGCUCACGUACUGUGAAGAAUUCUUGACACAGAAUGGAAGCAGCCUCCUGUCUCUCA